UUAUCUGACGGAAGUCGUCUCGAUUUCCUGUGUUUUCCCCGCGAAAGAAGAGUUAUUUUUAUGAAAUGAAGAAAGUAUUGGAAUAAUGUAGAAGAAUACGUUGUUUUUGGUUUGAUCGUCGAGAUGGUGAUGAAAUGGGACGUCAACAAGAAGUAUGCCUGUUACGGCCAUGUAAAGCAGAGGGGCAUUACAAUAGGGUCAGGAAAGUGGAAGACUGGGAGUGUCUGUGUACACUGUGUCAAUGGCAGAUGGAAACUGGAAGUCUUCUACUGUACAUCCCCAAACAAGUCUGUAAUAUCAACUGAGGUGAACAAUGCAAAUAUUGAAGGAGUGAUCUGCAAGAACCAACUAGUUAUCACCCUGAGAAACAGAUCUGAAGCUUCAGCCAUCCAAUUUAAACCUGAGAACAAUACUUCUCAGAACACACAACCGAUGUCAGUGUUGGAUCAACUCAUCAAAGACAUCUGUGCUGGAAAAAUUGCAUCCGAAUCUCAGCAGAACCCUGCCACAGUGUGCAUUACUGGGUGGCAACAGACACCUUCCAAACAAGGGCUUACCAAAGACUCCAACUUCACAAGACCUUGUUUUGACUUCAGUGUAAAGAAGAAGUCAGAAGAGGUAACACUGUUUGAAGAUACUGAUGAUGAGAAUGAAUUCAAAGAAAAUCAAAACAGAGGUCAGGUUUCAAAGGAGAAGAACCAAAAGUACUUACAGAACGGAUUGGAAAAGGCCCGUAACCACCUCCAGCAGAUUGAGACGUCUGGAUUCUAUAGUAGUUCAUCUUCAACCCCUCGAAGUUAUGGGGCGUUUUCAGUUUCAAGUAAUUUAAAAAGAACACCUGGGAUGAUGCCUGACCCAACACAACAGAAACGUCCUCGUCUGUCUGACUCGAUAAACUACACCUGGAACAAAUCUAAUACAACUCCCUCCGGGAACAACCAACUUCAAGCCCAACCCAAAAGCCUACAAGGUUUCUCCAACCUUGGAAAUACGUGCUACAUGAAUGCAAUUCUGCAGUCACUGUUCUGUCUGGAUACCUUUUCCAAUGACUUGCUCUUUUCUAACGGUCGAGUGAUGAAGUCACUCCAUUCCCAGUCUCUGUACAGUGCCCUGUAUAAAUUACUUCGAUCUAGAAGUAAAACUCUUCCCGAGCAUGUAAGAAGGGAUAUGCUACGGAAUGUUAAGUCUGCAAUAUCCACAACAGCCAAGAGAUUUUCAGGCUACCAACAACAUGAUGCACACGAGUUCCUUGGUCAGGUGUUGGACCAGCUGAAGGAGGAGGUGACCAAGGUUGCUAGCUCCACGCCCAGUCCUCACAGGGAAGAAUCUGACGCUGACACUCAAUACAUCAACCCCACUGUACAGAACUUCGAAAUGGAAGUCCUCCACUCCAUCACCUGUCUGAAUUGUCAGGAGGUUGUCACAAAGGCAGAGCAGUUUAAUGACCUGUCCGUGGAUAUGCCAAGACGAAGGAAAAAUGGUGAUCCCUCUUCCAUUCAGAAUGCACUGGAUUUGUUCUUUCGGUCGGAGGCAAUUGAAUACAUGUGUGAAAAAUGUGGGAGUAAUAAGUCCGAAGUGACUCAUAAAUUUACUCGGCUUCCAAGGGUUCUGGUGUUACACCUGAAGAGAUACAACUUUGAUCAGAGUAUCAUCAACACUAAGACGGCCCAAAGUAUCAGUAUCACUCGCUUCCUUUCACUGGAUGCUCACUGUGAGGAAGACACCUUUCCACCAUAUCCGGCCCUGCUCCAGUGUCCCGACCAAUACAAAACACCUGACAAAAGUUUGACUUCAGAUGAGAGCGUACCACGGCGACGUUUACAGCUCGGAGAAAGUUUCAGAUUCAAGAAGACAAGACCCCUGGAGGAGGAUGAAAAGGAAGAUAUUGCCACUAGUACACCUUACAAAAAAGCAAAGAUCUUUGAUCUGGGGGAGGAUCAUAACAUUAAAGCCGAUAUGCCUCUGAUGAUAGAAGAUGGACCAGAUGAUGAAGAGGACAAAGAUCUCGCUCGUGCCCUUGAACUUAGUCUUCAGGAAGCUAACGACCGUACACAGCAUUAUGUAGAUGAGACGAAGGAGAGUGAACUACAGAAGGUGUUGGAGAUGAGCCGAGUGGAGGUAGAGAAAGCCUCGAAGUUUGAUCAUGAUUACGGUAAAACCAUUCAGAAUAUGUCGGAGGAAGAACAGAUGAGGCUGGCUAUAGAGCAGAGUUUGAUGGAAACCAGUCGUAUCCCUCAUGUGGAUGAAACACACGAGAUUGAAACUACCAAUCAUACACCCAGUGACCACACACAAGAAGACAAACCUACCAGCCAAAUAAUAGAUGAGGAUUUAUGUAGAACAUCUUCAGUCAACUCGACAGAGGAGAUGUCCUCACAAACCAGGCAAAACUGUGUUCAGAAGGAAAAGACCACUACGUUAUUCUCAGGAAAACCUCUACAAAAAUCACCUCUUUGUGUUAGGAAGUUGAGCAAUGGUCAGGAAAAUAUCGUUAGUGGUCUUCCUGUGAAAGGCAGGAUGUCGGACGCCAUGUUGGACGUGAUUACUGAAGAAGUAAACCCAGAUUCUGUAGGACAUAACUUACAAGAUUCGUCCAUGUCCGAAGAUGCUUCAAACAGAUUAACCGAUAACAUAUGCAUAGACCACACUUCCUCUCAUGGCUCGAACUCUACCAAAUCUCAUGCUGUGAAUGAGACAGUUCCAACAAAAACUACACGAACCUGUCUCUUCGGGAAAGAAAAAAUGUCAAAAACAGACUGUACUUUGUAUGAUGUGGAUGAAAUACAAAUCAAAACGGAACUCGUUGAAAAUUCAACAGAUGAUUUAAAUCAAAAACAGACAAAAUCAACAGUUGAUGAAAUAAGUGACAGUGUUAACAAUACAGACACUGUAAUAGAUUUAGAUUGUCAGGGUACAGAGGUUAAGACAGAGAUAAUACUGGACAAUGAUAAGUUGUGUGAUGGUCAAGAAGAUGACUCGGAUCGCCCAGCUGUUGGUCACUCGGAUCAGAGUAAAACAGAAGAUAAUACUCCAUCCGAGAGGCAGGACCAAGACUUUGCUAAUCUUUUUUGUGAGGAUGAGGAUGAUUUUCAGCUGAUGUUGCUGGAAGAUAAAGAGAAUGCCCUACCGGAGCAAAAAGACGUGCAGACACAAUCAGGGGAUGAUUCCAAAACUUACCUCGACCUUCCUGUAGUAGAAAAUGAGAAGGGUGACCUUCCAUACUCCUACAAGCUGGUCAGCAUUGUUAAUCAUCAGGGUAGCACUUCAGUUGCAGGGCAUUAUGUAACAGAUGUAUAUGAUAUGAAGAAAGGAGCAUGGUUCAGUUGUGACGACUCUCACGUCACCAAGUCAACAGAGGCGGAGGUGCGCUCUAAGCGGGAGAGAAGUGGUUACAUCUUUUUCUACCUUAGCAAGGAAAUAUAUGAGGAUCUGAAAGAUGACUUUGCUGUUCAGAGCCGAAAAAGGAAGCAAUAAUUAUUUAAAAUUUAAUGAUGUUGUAUACUUCUGAUAAUGUUGUAUACUUCUGAUAAUGUUGUAUAUUGUAUACUUGUAACAAAUUAAAUCAUUUGUUAGAUUUUUAUA
Pecten maximus is the source of this 3582-nucleotide messenger RNA. RefSeq names its product ubiquitin carboxyl-terminal hydrolase 37-like. The transcript has 22 exons. The record is from RefSeq and is a predicted model, not a curated record. Bases 124 to 3474 code for a protein of 1116 amino acids. Gene Ontology annotation, biological process: protein deubiquitination. Gene Ontology annotation, molecular function: cysteine-type deubiquitinase activity. Lineage: Eukaryota; Metazoa; Mollusca; Bivalvia; Pectinida; Pectinidae.